Molecule: messenger RNA, 3996 nt
Organism: Monodelphis domestica (gray short-tailed opossum)
Lineage: Eukaryota; Metazoa; Chordata; Mammalia; Didelphimorphia; Didelphidae
Gene: HRH3
Product: histamine receptor H3
Biological process (GO): G protein-coupled receptor signaling pathway, coupled to cyclic nucleotide second messenger; chemical synaptic transmission; adenylate cyclase-inhibiting G protein-coupled acetylcholine receptor signaling pathway
Cellular component (GO): dendrite; synapse; plasma membrane
Molecular function (GO): G protein-coupled acetylcholine receptor activity; G protein-coupled serotonin receptor activity; histamine receptor activity
Source: RefSeq, a predicted model, not a curated record
CGCACUCUGGCUCUGCGCUCCGCCCGAGCGCACUGGCUGCGGGCAAGGGGAGCGCUCAACCCAAUUCCACGACAGGUAGUGAGGGGUGCUCAGCCUGGCACGGGUAUCGGAAGUGAGGCGGGUGUUCAGCCUGGUGCACCAGCAGACAGUGAGUGCAGAUCAGGUCGGUGCCCCAGAACAUUGUAAAAAAGGAGCUCAGACUCGUGCACCUGCAGACAGUAACGGAGAACACAGCACAAUGCACCAGCAGACAGUAAGAGGGGCGCUUAGUUCCGUGCACGAGCACUGAGAGGGGCCCCUCAGUUCGGUGCACCAGCAGACAGCAAGGAGAGUGCUAAGCCUCGUGCAGUGGCAGACUGUAAGGGGCGGGGAAGCUCAGCCCUAUAUACUCGCAGACAAUGAGGGGGGGGCCCUCAGCACCGUGCACACGCAGACGAUUGCUGAGCCUUCCUGACCCUCUCUGGCCCACCUUUGCCAGAGGCUGCGGAGCCAGACGAGGCGGGGCUGCGGACACCCAAGUGGCGGGAGGCGGAGCCGGAGUCUUAGCCCCUUGCAGCCCAAAGAGGGUACAGCAUCGCCGAGACACCGCGCCUUGGAGACACCUGUUGCCAGCACCCUCCACCCCAUUUGGUCCGCGUGCAGGGGACUGACUCAUACUCUAGAGGUGUGUAGGCUCUGAUCUUUCGAGGCCUGGCCUCUGUUGGCCCGGUGGGGCUGGGGGUGCAUGCGGUGGCGCUCUCUCAGCCUGCCAUGGAACGUGCCCUGCCCGACGGGGCCCUCAAUGUGUCUUGGGGGCCGAGCGCUGGAGAGGCGGCAGCGCCCGGCUUCUCCGCUGCCUGGACUGUGGUCCUAGCUGUGCUGAUGGCGCUGCUGAUCGUGGCAACCGUGGUGGGCAACGCGCUAGUCAUGUUGGCCUUCGUGGUGGACUCCAGCCUUCGCACACAAAACAACUUCUUCCUCCUCAAUUUGGCCAUCUCUGAUUUCCUAGUAGGAGCCUUUUGCAUCCCCUUGUAUGUGCCCUAUGUGCUGACUGGCAAGUGGACCUUUGGAAGGAGUUUUUGCAAGUUGUGGCUGGUGGUUGACUAUCUGCUCUGCACCUCUUCAGUCUUCAACAUUGUGUUGAUCAGUUAUGACCGGUUUCUUUCUGUUACCAGGGCGGUUGCAUAUCGUGCUCAGCAAGGCAAUACUAGACAGGCAGUGCAGAAGAUGGUAUUGGUUUGGGUGCUGGCCUUCCUACUCUAUGGACCCGCCAUCUUGAGCUGGGAGUACCUCUCUGGUGAAAGCAUCAUCCCAGAGGGUGAGUGUUAUGCUGAGUUUUUCUACAACUGGUACUUCCUCAUCACAGCCUCCACACUGGAGUUCUUCACACCCUUCCUCAGUGUGACCUUCUUCAACUUGAGCAUCUAUCUGAACAUCCAGAAACGAACCCGAGACCGGCUGGACGUGGGCCGGGAGGAGCCUGGGAGGCUCUUCAACCAUGAGUCAGAAACAAAUCCCAAGUUUUCCCUGAAGUGCUGGGAGUGGGAGCAGAAGAUGCCUCGGGAGACCUUGAACCUUCACAAGUAUGAGGCACACCCUGCAGACAAGCCAGAUGGUGCCCGGGACUCACCCACUUCCAGCUCCAACAGUUCCACCCAUGCUCCUGAAAAGCCAAGGUCUUUGAAAAGGAGCUACAAGCCCUCCGCAUCCACCUCAUCCCUGGAGAAGAGGAUGAAGAUGAUGUCGCAGAGCAUCACCCAACGUUUCCGGUUGUCCAGGGACAAGAAAGUGGCCAAGUCUCUGGCAGUGAUCGUGAGCAUCUUUGGUUUGUGCUGGGCGCCCUACACCCUCCUAAUGAUCAUUCGGGCCGCCUGCCACGGCCGCUGCAUUCCUGAUUAUUGGUAUGAGACAUCAUUCUGGCUGCUCUGGGUCAACUCUGCAGUGAACCCCAUCCUUUAUCCCCUGUGUCACUAUAGCUUCCGUAGAGCCUUCAUGAAACUUCUCUGCCCCAAGAAAUUAAAAAUCCAGCCCCACAAUUCACUGGAGCAUGGCUGGAAAUGAUUAAAAGCUGGGGGGAAAGUGGGGAAAAAUAGGGAGUGGUAAUGCUACCAGCACAGGAGUAAGGGGUCCUAGGUAAGGGGUCCUACCAUUUGUAGCUGGUUAGCCCUUGCAGAGGUCAGGAGAGAUGGACUACUUUCUUGUGGGGUACGGGCAGGCUGCCAUUAUGAUUCCUUCAGCAGCUGUUUAAUGCUGCAUCCCCCAAGUCUCUGUGGGGUGGCGUGGCUUUUUUUUUGCAUGCCCCAUUUUGGUCCAUCAAAGGUUGCCCUUUGAGUUUGGUGCGAGCCAUAAAGGCUUCACACUGUCGGGAGCUGGCCCACAGGUUCUUAUAGUCGGAGCUUAAAACAGCUGCUCCCACAAGGACAAAAUAAGAGAUGGAGAUGGCCGGGGUUAUUCUAGUCCAGAUACUCUGGGUCUCAUUGGUGUUGUUAAGCUGUCUCUCUCUUUUUAAGGUUUAUCAGGUUGUUUUUUAAAAGUGCUAUGUGUGUGUUUUCAUGAUCAAACAUUCUGCUCUCCCCUAGACUUCCUUUCUAACAGCCAGCCAGCCCCUGCUGUGCUGGUCUUCCUCUUUCUAUAUGCUGCCACCAUAGGCACUAGCUUUAGCCUAGCUCUAUAGACUCCUCCCUCUUGCUCUCUCCAUUCGGGAGAUUCUUAAGAAAGCAGUUCAUGGCAAGUGACCUAAAAGAAUCCUCAGUCUAUUGCUUCUGCUGUAUUUUUCAUUCUGGGUAUUUUAGGAAAAAUCAAAAAUAUAUGUGAAAUUCAACCUUCUUUCACUUUUUAAUGAAGGAUAACAAAAAAAAUCAAAGGAACUCAGUGCUCAUGAAGCCUGCUAGAUUGGCAGGCAUGGACUCCCACGUCCUCUUUUCUCUGUGCUGUUGACAUUGUCGGAGCUGUGGCAGCUUGAUCUACUUCUACCCCAUCCCACCCAUGAGCCACAGGUCUCUUCUAGAGAAACUAGACCCUCUAAGAGCAAUAAGACAUUCUAGAGGACUAGAGAUUCUCAGAAGAACUAGAGAGGAUUUGAGGAAUGUUCUGACUCCAUUGGCUGCCCAGUCAUUGGAGUCCAUUGCAGUCCAAUGGAAGCCAAUCAGGCCUCAGCUGUAAAGGCUGCAUUUCUUGUGUUCUGGGCACUGUGGCUGACAGAAGCAAUAGGACUCGUGACAUCACUCCAUCUCACGGAGACCACUGGAUGGCUCUGACUUCUUUUUCAUAGUUCAGUCCCAAAUUAAGACGGGAUAUGGGAGCGAAUUUGAGGUGUGGCUUUUUAUGAUGAUUUAAUUGCACCAGAUUUCAAUGAGACUGAGCAUCAAUCAAUCCAUCAGCAAACAAUGACUGCUUGUCGCAAUGGAGGAGGUCAAGAAGUACAAGAUAUCAUCCCUGUGCUCAAGGAAUUUGUAGUCUGGAAAGAAUUUGCAGUCUAGGGAGAAAAGGCAUGAAAUAAUCAACACACACAGUGGUGACAGUGAAGGGCACCCGAGAAAACUGCCACAAUUUCUUGGAGAACAAAACAAAACAAAAAAAAUGGUUUGGGUGAGCAUCAUUAACUUAGUUUCCCCUGUGUGGAAGGACUUCCAGACUGAGCACGGCAAACAUUUGACAAGUCCUUACGGAGGUCGCUGUGUACUUUUCAGUGUGAAGGGUCUGACCCAGCAGGGGAAAGAGAUGUGGUACCUUCCUCACUGGAAGCUUCACUGUCUAGUCGGGAAGAUGAGAUCAUUAGAGAACCAAAGGAUGGUUAGAGAACAAGACAGAACAAAACAUGAUCAAACUUAAGCGAUGUGCAAUUUGUAGGAAGCAGGACAUAUCUCAUACAAAAAAAAAAAAACAUAGCAUGCCCUUUGAUUCAUCCUCGCAUGUGCCUAACUCAGUUAUUUUGCAUGUUCCUGCUUCUGGCAAUGCUUCUGCUGCUGCUACUACUGCCAAACUAUGAAAUGACAAUAAAGUGUAUUUUUUCAUUCA